CUGUGCAGAUCUUUGAAUUCUAAGGACAGACAUGAGCAGAGAAGCUGGGAGGAUCCAUUGGGAAGAAGUGAGGAGCUGGCACUUCUUGCCAUCAAGGGACUUGAAGGAGUUGGACUAGAAGGAAAAUGAGAGGCUGCUAUAAUCAUGUGAAAAAUAAAAACAGAAACAGCAGGGAAGAGUAAGAAAAAUAGCAACUCUGAGAAGAGACAGGCAGACAAAGGAAGGAGGGCAAUGAAUAAAAUCAGUGAGAAACAAAGAAAGUGAAUACAGGGGAAGAAAAUUCGUAACUAUUCUGGAAGGAGGCAGCUGCUGGAGGCCUUCCUCUAUGAACUCAUUUCACAGUUUUCGAACAUCAUCUAUGAGGCAGACACUUGUUUGAUGUUGGCACUGGGGAGAGCACCACGCAGGUAAAUAAUGACAAGAACUUUCCUACACAGGGCAAGUGGGACUGGAAAGGAUACAACACCAUUCAAUGUGUCCACUGGUCUGGGUCAUGUCAUCACAGGAAAAGUUCAUGGUCCAUCUCCUUUUGUUCUCUUCAGAUUUCACCUGUCCAUUCAGAGUACUUCUUCCUUUCUCAUCUUUUAUUACUGUCAUUUUCCACCUUGAGACUCAAGAUUUUUCAACAAUGAAAAAUAAAACCAUGUUGACUGAGUUCAUCCUGCUGGGUCUAACAGAUGCCCCUGAAAUGCAGGUGGUGGUUUUCACCUUUCUGCUCCUUGCCUAUUUACUCAGCAUCAUUGGAAAUCUGACUAUCCUCAUCCUCACCUUACUGGACCCCCACCUUCAGACUCCCAUGUAUUUCUUUCUCCGGAACUUCUCCUUCUUAGAAAUUUCCUUCACAAACAUCUUCAUUCCCAGGGUCCUCAUCAGCAUCACAACAGGGAACAAGAGUAUCAGCUUUGCUGGCUGCUUCACUCAAUAUUUCUUUGCCAUAUUCCUUGGGGCAACAGAGUUUUAUCUCCUGGCUGCCAUGUCGUAUGAUCGCUACGUGGCCGUAUGUAAACCCCUGCAUUACACAACCAUGAUGAGCAACAGAGUGUGUACCCAGCUGGUUCUCUGCUCUUGGCUGGCUGGGUUAAUGGUUAUUAUAGUACCAAUCACUCUGAUGAGUCAGCAGGACUUUUGUGCAUCCAACAGGCUGAAUCAUUAUUUCUGUGACUAUGAGCCCCUGCGGGAACUCUCCUGUUCAGACACAAGUCUCAUAGAGAAGAUUGUCUUUUCUGUGGCAUCUGUGACCCUGGUGGCCACUCUGGUGCUAGUGGUUCUCUCCUACACAUUCAUCAUCAGGACAAUUCUGAAGCUCCCCUCUGCCCAGCAAAGAACAAAAGCCUUUUCUACUUGUUCUUCCCACAUGAUCGUCAUCACCCUCUCUUAUGGAAGCUGCUUCUUUGUUUAUCUUAAGCCCUCAACAAAAGAACCAGGCACAUUCAACAAGGGAGUAGCCCUACUCUUUACUUCAGUUGCACCUUUGUUGAACCCCUUCAUUUACACUCUAAGGAACCAACAGGUAAAACAAGCCUUCAAAGAUACAGUCCAAAAGCUUAUGAAUCUUUACAGAAUUUCAGAAUUAAAGCCUUAGUGGAUGAGUCCUUACUGUGUACCAAGCUGUCUGCCAAUUACUAGGGAUCCAAAAAAGAGUUAAAUUCCAAUGAGAGAG
Molecule: messenger RNA, 1660 nt
Organism: Equus quagga
Lineage: Eukaryota; Metazoa; Chordata; Mammalia; Perissodactyla; Equidae
Product: olfactory receptor 2AP1-like
Exons: 1
Coding region: 473-1582 (369 amino acids)
Biological process (GO): G protein-coupled receptor signaling pathway
Cellular component (GO): membrane
Molecular function (GO): olfactory receptor activity; G protein-coupled receptor activity
Source: RefSeq, a predicted model, not a curated record